This is a messenger RNA of Lingula anatina, 1610 nucleotides long. RefSeq lists its product as uncharacterized. Lineage: Eukaryota; Metazoa; Brachiopoda; Lingulata; Lingulida; Lingulidae. The record is from RefSeq and is a predicted model, not a curated record.
ACCCACUCUCUUGGUCUGUUCAUCAUUCAAACAUUCAUUGCGGAGAGCAGCGACUAUGAGUUCCUUAAUAGAAUUUUUAAAUGGAAGUGAAUAUUAAAGAGAUACAUUUGAUUGUAUGUCAUAAAUUGUAAUGGAAAAUCUUCUAAGUAGCCCUCCCAAACCUUCCAGAACUGUACAUUUAGUGCAAGGCUGCAUCCCUGUUUAUAUGCCCCCUCGGCCACUUAAUGCUCAGACUGUUGCUGUGCAAGAAAGACCUCUUAAAAGUUCUGGUACAUGUAUCCAGUCUUCUGUUAAAAAGUCACCGGUUUCUUUAAACAAUGCUAAACAGACUAGCCUUCACACUAGCCAUUUGCUGCGCUAUUCUCCAGCAGCUUAUCUCCCAAAUCAAGACAUUAAUGAUACAGGUUCCACAUCCAGUGUAGAGCAGAGUAGUCCAACAGGUGGCAGCAGCAGCAGUCUCCACCAGGUGGUGAGUGAGGUGAUCACUGUGCAGAGAGCUCACUCGGAGGAUAUCAGGAAACAUCAACAUAUACUUGCCGAAUUACAGCAAGAGAGAAAGUGCAUGGAUUGACCCUGGAGUUAAACAGUUUGAAAAGAAAGCAGUGUGUUGCUGCAGAUGACUUUGUCCAGAAGGCUGGCAAUUGUAGGCAACUUGAAGGAGAAAUAGAAGAUGCUAUUGCAGAAAAGCAGGACCUGACAGCAUCUAUUAUUGAUGCUCAAACGAAACUGGGUAAAGAAACGAGUUUGUUGAAAGAAUACACGGGAAAGAUGAAAGAAUUUGAGUCUAAAGUUGACGUGUUGGAAUCAAAAUAUGGAUACAGAAAGGAAUUGGAGGAAUUAAAGAAAAAUGUACAAGAGUUAGAAAAUCAAAAGCUUACCUUGGAGAAAAAUCCAGACAAGGCCAGACACUUACUAGAAGGUAAAUGUGAGAGUGAUCUCAAACAGGAGCUUCAGAAGUUAGAUGAUGAAAAGAGACAAUUAAGGGGGCAGCUGCUUGACAAAGAAAAACAGGUGAAAGCGCUUAAUCUCCAGCAAGAGAAAACUAAACAGGAGACACAAGUGUUACGUAAGCGGAAUGCAGCUCAGAUGACCCGGCUAAAGAGACAGUUGAAAGAGGUGACUAGUAGGAACAGACAGUGGAAUGAACAGGCUUCUCAGCUGGAAAAAGGCAUUGCAGAGCUCAAGAAAAAGCUGCAGGAUGAUCACUGAAUUUGCAUACACUGAAUAUACAAACAAGAUAAGAAGAAAAAUAAAUAAAAUUAAUAAAUAGAAAAUUACCAGUUUUGAAUGUGUUAUAUAACAGAUUUCACUUAGACUAAUAAAAUGAUUUUAGUCUCUUUAUUAUAAGCACUCUAUAACUGUUCAGCCAGCAGGAUGUACAGUGGAUUUGCAUACACAAAAAUUGACUGUAUAACACAACUGGCAUGGGAUACACUACCAGUACAAUGCUAUAGUGGAGACUGUGACUCCAACAACUUCUUAUUGAAGGUGUCCUGGUACUUUUUUUCUUUGGGAUAAUAUUGUGAAUAAAAUCCAUUCAUUGUUGCUCUUUAUGUCUUUAAUUAUAAUAAAAAUUGGUGAUGCUUUAUUUUCACUUUUUUAAUUUAAUA